Messenger RNA from Tachysurus vachellii, 4405 nucleotides. RefSeq names its product RAS guanyl-releasing protein 2-like. The transcript has 17 exons. The record is from RefSeq and is a predicted model, not a curated record. NCBI's taxonomy places the organism in Eukaryota, Metazoa, Chordata, Actinopteri, Siluriformes, Bagridae. Gene Ontology annotation, cellular component: plasma membrane. Bases 333 to 2132 code for a protein of 599 amino acids. Gene Ontology annotation, biological process: positive regulation of GTPase activity; Ras protein signal transduction. Gene Ontology annotation, molecular function: guanyl-nucleotide exchange factor activity; calcium ion binding.
CAGCAGCAACAGGCUCGAGCAGUGUGGAGUGAGGGAGGCGCUCAUAUCAUACCACAUCACUCCAACCCUGGAACCGCUCUCAGGAACCGUUUUUACUCCAAACAGGAGCGAUGAACAAGGCUGGAGUUGUCUUGCACGGUUUAUAAAGGUUUUUUUUUUUUUGCACAUUGCUGCUCUUCAGGAGUUUCUCAGUGCACGAGCCUCUUGCUGUAACAAGCUUCCCCAAACUUUGGAGGGGAGCAAAAGAGAGAGCAGUGGCCAAAGAGGAAGAAAGAGCUGUGCUGAGGAAGUGAGGGAGAGGGUGAUAAAGAGAAAGCGUUACUGGAAGAGAGAUGGAGUCGCUAUCAGCCGAGUCAGCUACUGUGGAUGAGCUGGUGGAAGCAUGCAUCAAUGCUUUUGAUGACACGGGGAAAUUGAAGGACUUGUCAUUGGUGCGGAUGUUUUUGAUGAUGCACCCCUGGUACCUGCCAUCCAUAGAGCUGGCUAAGAAACUCCUGCUCAAGUCUCAGGAGGAAAGCUGCACUGCCGAACUCAGGAGCCGAAUCUGCCACCUAGUCAAGUUCUGGAUCUCAGAGUUUCCUGUCGAGUUUAAUCUUAAUCCGGCUUUGGCUGAACAGAUUCGAGAUCUGAGGGAUCAGCUCAACACGGAGGGCAAUGAGCAGGAGAGUCAGCUCAUCGAUGUUGAGAGUGUCCCCUCAUAUAAGUGGAAGCGCCAGGUGACCCAGCGUGUGCCAUCCAUGUCAAAAAAGAGGAAAAUGUCCCUCCUGUUCGAACACUUGGAUGCCUCUGAACUGGCAGAACAUUUUACCUACCUGGAAUAUAAGUCCUUUUGCAAGAUUCUGUUCCAGGACUAUCACAGCUUCGUAAGACACGGCUGCACGGUGGAUAACCCCAUCCUGGAGCGCUUCAUCAUGCUUUUCAACAGUGUCUCCCAGUGGAUCCAGCUUAUGGUGCUCAGCAAGCCCAUAGCCCAGCAACGCGCUGCUGUCAUAACAUACUUUGUACAAGUUGCACAGAAACUGUUGCAGCUGCAGAACUUCAACACCCUCAUGGCGGUGGUUGGAGGCCUCAGUAACAGCUCCAUCUCCAGGCUUAAAGACACACAAAACCACAUCAGUAAUGAUACCAACAAGAUCUUUAACACUCUGCUGGAUCUGGUGACAUCAUGUGGGAACUACAGUCAGUACCGGCGGCGCUUUUCGGAUUGUUCAGGUUUCCGCUUCCCAAUCCUGGGCGUUCAUCUGAAGGAUCUGAUCGCUGUACAUGUGGCUCUGCCAGAUUGGACUGAUGAUGAGAAAACACGUGUUAAUCUGACCAAAACCCAACAGCUCUACUACAUACUGCAUGAGCUGGCACUGGUCCAGACAAUGCCACCCAACAUAGACGCCAACACCGACCUGCUUAACCUUCUCACGGUAUCACUGGACCAGUAUCAUACAGAAGAUGAGAUAUACCAGCUCUCACUGCAAAGGGAACCUCGAAGUUCCAAACCUGCUAAUUCAAACCCCACCCCCAACCUAGCAACUAAGCGACUAUCGAUGGUUGAUGAGUGGGCGGCAUCAGUGAAGCCUAAAGCAGAUCCUGCUGUCAUCACCAAACACAUUGAAAAGAUGGUUGAGUCUGUCUUCAAAAAUUUCGACACAGAUGGAGACGGCUAUAUUUCCCGUGAGGAGUUUGAGAGCAUCCGGAAUAAUUUCCCCUAUCUCAGCAAAUUUGGAGAGCUGGAUACAAACCAAGAUGGUAAGAUCAGCAGGGAGGAGAUGAUAGAUUAUUUUAUGAAGGCCAGUUCACUGCUGAACUGUAAGAUGGGCUUCAUUCACACGUUCACAGAGACCACUUAUGUUAAACCCACCUUCUGUGAGCACUGCGCCGGAUUUAUAUGGGGUUUUUAUAAACAAGGCUACAAGUGCAAAGUGUGUGGUGUGAACUGUCAUAAGGCGUGUCGCUCGCGGUUGGCGGUGGAAUGUCGCAAGCGAGCAAAGAGCAUCAGUCACGAAACUCCGCCUACCCUUCAGGCUCGCUCGUACAGCUUUCCACCUCCAUCAAACUCUCACACAAAUCUCCAGAAUACAGUGAUUGCAGAGGAAGACACAGAGGCACUGAGCGAAGCAGUGUUUGAAGCCCAUCUAUAAUUCAGGUAACCUAGCAGAAGAAAGAUUAACACUGGAAAGUCAUCCAGCCUUCCUCUCACCACAGCUCAACUCCUCUAAACAGAAAAAAGGCUGAAGUAGAUGAGUAUAAAAGACGCUCCUACCGUCACCUCCACCUCUACGGGUCUGUUAGUAGCCCUAACCGGACGUCAGUCAUCAUGCGAUUUUACUCCUCAUCAUAGUACUCGAUUUUAAACAUCAUCUCUGAUCAUGACCAGGCACACGCGCAACACCAAGACCGAGACGUCAGCAUGCUUCCAUCUUGUGGAUGAGAGCUGCAAGUGCAAAGCAGAUUAAGCACUUGUUCCUCUCCUAAGUUUUUUUAAUAUCAUCUUGAAUAUAUAUAUUUGUCAAUAGCGUUAGUGUUUUUAUAUUUCCAGUUUAAAAGUAAUCUUUUAGUGAUUCGUGAGACUGAAAAGAGAGAAAAAUUGUUAAGAUUAAAUAAAAAAAAUAAAAAAGUGAAACAUAUGUUACACUUUCUAUGAAGGUUAUAUUACACAUUCAUGUCAUGCUAUAAUGCAUUCAUAAGGCAGUAUAGACAUCAUAAUAAUAAUUUAUGAGCACGUUAUACUUUAUUAGUUUUCACAUUAUAACAAACACUAAUACAAAAAUCCAAGCCCAUGUUUGUAUGGUGCAUCACGAGAAUUACAUUUUUGGGAAUAUGUCUAUAAUUAAACAUAAUUUACUGUGGUGCUGAAGUUCUUUGUUAUUGGUGACUUAUUGUGUAUAAGCAUAAGCUUGUAAUGCAUUCUGACUCCAUUAAAGCAAUAUGUAGAGUAUAAGCCCUUAUAAUGCAUUAUGACAUGACUGUUACAGCGAUUGUGGAAAGUGUUACCUAACUAUACAAAGAGUAAAUUGGUUAACACCUUUUAUGAAGCCCGUAUUCCUGAAUACUCAUUAUGAGUACUUAGAAUUCUGUAUAAGCAUUUUAAUUAAGUGUAAUAAUGCCACAAAUGGUUUUACUAACAUGCUGUGACUAUUUACUUGAUAAUCAUGUUAAUGACAGUGUCAUUAUUUGUUAUAAUACCCUGUGGAAAUAAAUUUUAUUAAUUGUUAAAAAAAAAUUAAAAUGAGGAAAAAAUUACAUUUGGAGUAAUUUUAUUGAAAAUUUAUAGAAAUUUCAAAUUUAUAGUCAAAUUUCUAUUUGUUUUCAGAGUUCAUUCCCUGUUACCUUUCUAAUCCUUGGUUUUGAAAAAGUUUAUUGAUUAUUUAAAAAUAAAACAAACACAAUUUGUUAUUGUUUGUGUUGAUAUUCUAGCAUUACAUAAAAAUGUAUCAAGCAGUUACUUAUUAGAGCUUUAUAACAUGCUUAUAAGCAACCAAUCCAUAAAGAACGAUAAUCCCAUUUCUAAUGAUUUAUCAUCAAGGCUUCAUAGGAGGUUUUGCUGAAAUAAUGCAUUCCUUUACUCUAAAGGUGCUGAUAUUAUCAAUGUUACGCCAGCUUGUGUUGUCGUUGUGAGUCGUUCGACUUUGACUGCAAUAUAUUUCGUGCUAAAACAAUAUGAAUAAUUGUACAGUUUAAAGCAUGUGGAAAAAAAAACUGUCCUUUUUUCCCCUCUCUCCUUUUUAUUUCUUAUUUUUUGAAUGACCUUUCGUAUGGAUAUUUUUUACGUUUAUCUUGAGAUCUGUUGGUUUUUAAAUGUGUUUGUAAGUCAUGAGAUACAGAACAUCUUCAUUCUCAGAACGCUUCCAUUAACUGAACCAUGAAUGUAGACAAUCCAGUUGAUUUAGUGGGGGAUAAAAAAAUGCUUCUUUAAAUUUGGGUAUGAUUUUUAUUUUUAUUUUUUAUUUUUUUUUUUUGUCCUUGCUGUUGUAUUCUGGUUGAACUGCCAAUAUGCUAAAUACUGUAUGUUUACCUGUUUUGUGUUUUAACAUUUUUUAGCAUGCACUAUGAACAUUUUAUAAUACUCUAUGCUUGUGUAUAUAUAAAGAGAGUGUGAGAGCUAAAGAGAAAGAGAGAGAGAGAGAAAGAGAGAGAGAGCAAGAGAGAGUAUAGUUAUCUUGCUUUCUAAUAUUCUGAUGUUUCUUGGUGCUGUGUGUUAUCAUGGUAAUUUAUGAUCCUAUUAUUGUACAAGUCUAGUCAGAUGUUUUACAGUCUCUCAAUAGGCAAGACUUCCAUAUAAAAAUGAAGUACAGUAUAAGGUUAUUAAUGUCUGCCUGCUGCCUGUCACUUCUUUCUCUCUCUUCCAUUGUUCACUCUAUUUGUGCACACUUGACUCGACACAGGUAAAAUUAAACCUGCAUGUCCACCUACA